AUGAUUUCAUUGUUCUUACAGAGCGUAUAUUGCAGGAAAGUUACAGGAAGAUAUACUGAAAGUAAGUUAUGGGAUACACUUGAAGAAAACUUACUAAUUGUUGAUUGCGUUUUUUCCAAUCUUGGGGGAACGACGGCAUACUCUCCGGUGUGGAUAGAUGGUGGAUUGGGAAAUAAAAUCGAAGUAUUGAAAACAAUGUUCCUUGAAUGCUCUGCUCAAACAAAUGGUCCAUUUGCAUUUGAAGGAGAAUUCUACCUCAAAAUGGAUAAAGUUUUGGAUGCCAGAAAUUAUGCAGGCAGUGGAAAUAAUGGAGUUAUGGGAAGAAUCUCUACCUCAGGCGAGUAUAACAUUACUAUGUCUUCAUUCAUUGAUAAUACGGGUGGUGCGAGGAACAUACGUCUCGAGAAUACUCCAAGAUUCUUUGAGAACUUAAAUGUUUCAGGAAACUAUGCUUCAAGUUUAGGCCAUGGGUAUGCGUAUGGAAACUUCCUACUUGACCAUGCCAAAACAUCCCCUGUUGUAACAUGGUGCAAUUUCGAAGAAUGCCGCUCAUCAUGUGGUAUUCUAUACAUUGCAAGUAAUACAGGACAAACAGUUGUUCAACAUUGUAACUUUGUUAAAAAUCAAGUUGAUGGCUAUGGUGCAAUUGGUGUUCAACACUCCAAACCUGUUACAAUUAAGGAUACUAUUUUCUAUGGUAAUAGAUAUAAAAAGAGUCCUGUUGUAUAUGCUUUGAAUACUGUAGCUCAAGUAAGUGGUUGUUAUCUUGAUGUAAAUGAUUUUGAAGGUGUAUCUUCAAUUGAGAAUAAUAUGGUUACAUCAAAGAAGCCUUAUGAAAUGACAUUAUUUGCAACUGAAAGAGUCAAGGCAGCUGUUCCAUAUACUCCUGAAACAUCAACAAACAAUAAUGGUAACAAUAAUGGAAAUUCAGGAAAUAACAAUGGAAACACAGGAAAUAACAAUGGAAACCAUCAAUCAUCAGGAGAAGGCGAAGCUAAUGCUUCUACGCAGAGCGAUGGCACACCAGCUAACCAAACAGAAGGCUUCUUCAUGAAGAAGGCAGGCUCACUCAGAGUAUGGAUGAUCUUUGUCAUUGUUGGAUGCGUUCUCAUUGUUUUCAUCAUUUGUGUUGUUAUUUACAGGAAGAAACAUCACCAUCACCAUCAUCACCACCAUCACCACAAAGGAGAUGGUGAUGACGAAGAUGAAGAGGAAGAAAAUGCUGAGGCCGAAGAAGCACCUCAGCCAUAA
Messenger RNA from Trichomonas vaginalis G3, 1251 nucleotides. RefSeq lists its product as uncharacterized. NCBI's taxonomy places the organism in Eukaryota, Parabasalia, Trichomonadida, Trichomonadidae. The coding region runs from base 1 to 1251 and encodes 416 amino acids. The transcript has a single exon. The record is from RefSeq and is a predicted model, not a curated record.